AUGACUGGCACGAUCGACUUCAGGGUCUACAAAGGCUCCGCUUCUGGAGCUAUUGUCGAAGCCCAUGGGCAUCGUACCCUUGGACCUACCGAGGCCAUCGUUGAUAUCACGCACUGUGGCGUCUGUGGUACUGAUGAGCACUAUCGGCAGGGGGACAUGGGGUUAGGCCAUGAGUGGGUCGGGAUUAUCAAGGAGCUUGGCAACAACGCGGGAAGAAUCAGUGAUCUGAAGGUUGGCGAUCGUGUUGGUAUGGGCUGGAUGCAGAAGGUGUGUCUGCACUGCGAGAGUUGCUUGAGUGGAGAGCAUGUUAGAUGUUUGAAUUCGAUCCAGUUUGGGGAUGGAAACUGGGAUGAAGGCGGAUUCGGGACGGGCGGUUGUUGGGAUGUUGGUAGUCUCUAUCGGAUCCCAGACGAAAUCAAGAGCGAGCAUGCCGGACCAUUGAUGUGUGGAGGUGCAACGGUCUUCGGGCCACUUUACGAACAUGGGAUGCUGCCCGGAUCGCGGGUUGGUGUAGUCGGAAUUGGCGGGCUUGGGCACCUAGCCAUUCAGUAUGGGCAGAAGAUGGGUUAUGAGAUGGUUGUCUUCUCAGGCACGGAGUCCAAGAAAGCAGAGGCGUUGAGCUUCGGGGCAGCCGAGUUCCAUGCUACAAAGGACGUGAAGCAAUUCGAGGGCGUUGAACCUAUCGAUCACCUGCUGAUCACAACGAGCUUCUUGCCAGACUUUGAGCUCUUCGCACCUGUUCUCAAGAAAUUCGCAAAGAUCUUUCCCUUGACGAUCACUCCGGAACCUCUCGCAGUGCCUAUGUUAGGACUGGUUGUGGGCGGGUGGAACAUCAUUGGAAGCGCGGGUGCGAGAACGAACAGCUUGCGCAAGAUGCUCGAUUUCACGGCUAAACAUGGUAUCAAGCCACAGAUUGAGCUUUUCCCAAUGACACAGCAGGGAGUGACAGAUGCGAUGCAGAAACUCAAGGAGGGCAAAAUGAGGUAUCGAGGUGUUGUCACCGUUCAGUGA
Messenger RNA from Cyphellophora europaea CBS 101466, 1011 nucleotides. RefSeq lists its product as uncharacterized. The record is from RefSeq and is a predicted model, not a curated record. Lineage: Eukaryota; Fungi; Ascomycota; Eurotiomycetes; Chaetothyriales; Cyphellophoraceae. Gene Ontology annotation, biological process: alcohol metabolic process. The coding region runs from base 1 to 1011 and encodes 336 amino acids. Gene Ontology annotation, molecular function: zinc ion binding; alcohol dehydrogenase (NADP+) activity. The transcript is spliced from 4 exons.